This is a messenger RNA of Solea senegalensis (Senegalese sole), 1852 nucleotides long. Its product is annotated as zinc finger protein Aiolos-like. Gene Ontology annotation, biological process: regulation of transcription by RNA polymerase II. Gene Ontology annotation, molecular function: DNA-binding transcription factor activity; RNA polymerase II cis-regulatory region sequence-specific DNA binding. NCBI's taxonomy places the organism in Eukaryota, Metazoa, Chordata, Actinopteri, Pleuronectiformes, Soleidae. The record is from RefSeq and is a predicted model, not a curated record. The transcript is spliced from 8 exons. Bases 73 to 1605 code for a protein of 510 amino acids.
GUGGGAUCUCCUGCUGUCAGAGCGCGUUUCUCCUGCAGGUGCUGAGCAAACAAAAAGAGCAGAGCUGCUUUCAUGAUGGACGCGGACAACAAACACCCAGAGGAAGAUGGCACGGACGUUUGCAGUGAUGCUGCAGAUAUGAAGACACAGGAGGAAGAAGAAGAGAACGCACUGCACUUAACUGCAGGUGUGAUAAAGACUGAGGCAGAGGAAAUGGAAGAUACCGAGCCGUAUCUCAAGGCUGAAAAAGAAAAAGAAGAAGCAGAGGGAGUCAGCGAGGACGGGAUGGAGGAAGGGUUCGAUGAGGACGACGAUGAGGACAGGGACGGGGAAGGGGACGAAGAGGGAGAUACCCUGAAUGAGCCACAGGACCUGUCUCUAGUGGACUACUCUCGGUACGACAGUGUGGCGCCGCCAGACGCCCACACUGCAGCAGAGGCAGCAGAGGCAGCAGAGGGGACGUACGCGUCUGAAGCCGCGGGGCCCCGCAUUCAGGCUCCAGGCAAACUCAGCUGUGACAUCUGUGGCCUGUCAUGCGUCAGCAUCAACGUACUGCUCGUGCACAAACGCAGCCACACGGGCGAGAGGCCGUUCCACUGCUCUCAGUGCGGGGCCUCCUUCACCCAGAAGGGAAACCUGCUUCGCCACAUCAAACUACACUCUGGGGAGAAGCCUUUCAAAUGCCCCAUGUGCAGCUACGCCUGCCGUCGCCGUGACGCUCUGAGCGGGCACCUGCGCACCCAUUCUGUGGAGAAGCCCUUCAAGUGCACACACUGCAGCCGCAGCUACAAGCAGCGGAGCUCCCUCGAAGAGCACAGAGAACGGUGCCAUGUGUACAUCCAGAACAAAGAGGACAGCCACGCACCCAGGACUCAGAUGGGCACUGAACGUGCACUGCUGCUCGACCGGCUCGCCAGCAACGUGGCCAAGCGGAAGAGCUCCAUGCCUCAGAAGUUCACGGGAGACAACGGUGUGUGUUUGGACCUGAGCUUUAACAGAGAGCUGGUCCACAGAGCCGACGUCAAGGAUCCGUCGCCGGGCUCUCCGGGGCCGGACGGCCCCCAUCAGCAGCAUCAACAGAUCCACUCAGGCCCAGACAGCGACACGGCUCCCGCCCACAGACCCUACCCCAUCCCGCUGAGCCGCACCGACGUCAACCCUGUAGGCCUGACCAACGGCCACAAGAUGGGGCUGUCCUUCCUGGGCCUCCCUCACUCUGCGCAGCCGCAGCUGAGCAUGGACUCCUUCCCUGCUGACAGCCUGCAGAUGUCGCAGCCCAUCAUGUACAGCUUAGGUCACCUGCUGGGCGGGCUGAGCCACCAGAACGGCGGCCCCCACCCUCACGCUCAGCCUGUCCCGCUCCCCCUGCUGGAGGCUCUGCGAGCAGCGCGGGCCGACGAGGAGGCCGGAGCGCCGCCCGGGGCGGUUUACCCCUGCGGCCACUGCAGGGUGAUUUUCCUGGACUACGUCAUGUUCACCAUCCACAUGGGCUGCCACGGCUUCCGUGACCCGCUGGAGUGCAACGUGUGCGGCCACCGCAGCCGCGACCGCUACGAGUUCUCCUCACACAUAGCGCGAGGAGAGCACCGCCUGGAGCUAAAGUAGCUUCCAUUCAUGUCCACGCACACACACGCACAUAAACAAAGUGUCUUUCUAUCUGUCUCAUUUAGGUCCAGGUUUUGGUCUCCAUGAAGACUCCUGGUCCUGUUCAUGCCAGAACAGGUCCUACAGAGGUACCAAAUACAAGAACACACACACACUCAGGGUUCAGGGUUAACAUUAGUGAAUGUACUACUUUGACGUGUCCUCACUAAGACAGAAGAACAAGUAUGUGCGUGUUUCUGUGAUUUCU